UGAGCCAUGAGCAGGCUGCUGCGUCGCAAUUCCAGCCAGCUUCGGCUGCUCCUUUCCUCCGGUGGCCAGGUCACUCGUCUGGCCUCCUCAUCCUCCUCCGGGGAUGUGGAGCCCCCGACUAGUACCGCCCAGCAGGAGACUAGGAAGCCAAAGCGUCAGACCCCGCCCUUGGUGCCCGAUUCGGAGAUCAAGAAAUCCGUCUUCAUCUCGCAGUCCAGCGAUGUGUUUACCAACCUGGCCCUAGAGGACUGGCUGUACAAGAACUUCGACUUCAGCCACCACCACGUCCUGCUGCUGUGGGCAAACGAUCCGUGCGUGGUCAUUGGGCGCCACCAGAACCCCUUUACCGAGGCCAAUGUCUCGCGGCUGGUGGAACGCGGCAUCACCCUGGCCCGUCGCAACAGCGGUGGCGGAGCAGUGUAUCAUGACCUGGGGAACCUCAACUGCACCUUUUUCUCGCCCCGUGAGCGCUACGAUCGCAAGUACAACCUGAACAUCGUGACCAGGGCUUUGUUCCGAGAGUGGGCCAUCAAGGCGGAGAUUAAUGAUCGCGACGACAUUGUGGUGAUGGACAAAAAGAUUUCCGGAACGGCAGCAAAGCUGGGACACCCGAACUCCUAUCACCACUGCACCAUCCUGGCCAGCGCCAACAAGUUGCACUUGGGCGAAUCACUGGUAAAGGAGCCGGCCAACUACAUAAGCAGAGCCACGGCUUCGGUUCCGUCGCCCAUCCGCAAUCUGGUGGAUGUGAACCGUACGGUAAGCGUUCCGCAGCUUCGCUCUGCCGUGGGCUAUGAGUAUCUAAGGACGGCGGCCACCUCGCUGGAAGACGGCGGUAACACACAGACGAUGAAGCAGCGCGGAUUCCAACUCAUCAAUCCCACGGAGAAAUGGUUCCCCGGCAUCGAGGAGCUGCGCUCCAACUACAGUUCCUGGGACUGGGUCAUCGGCAAGACGCCCAAGUUCACGGUGCAAAAGGAUCUGGAUGUGAAGGGUGAUGAUCAGGACAUGAAACUGAAACUGAGUGUGGAAGUGGAAGCAGGACUUAUGAAGGAGAUUGGCAUCCAGUUGCCGCAGAGCGAUCAGCUCGUCCCGGUGGUCACUCCGCUCCAGGGCAAACCCUACAACGAGGAAUACCUCAACGGCAUAGUUGGCGCCCUGAAACUCGUCAGUGCAUCGAACGUGAAGCAGGCAAUAAACGGCUCGGCCUGAUUUCUGUUGUGUUAGCUCAACAAAAAAAAAAAUAACAACAAAAAAAGAAAAUAUUAUCCUUUACAUAGUUUCACUAACGUCCUAAUUUAGAUUUAAUCUUUCCAAGAAACCAUAUUACUAACCGACUUAGUAUUUAAGCGUUUUACAAGCAAAAUAUUACUUUUGUUAUUCCGUUUUGUAAAAAAAGAACUGCAAUUAAAUGUUUAAACAUUUUGAAAUGUUAAACAAAA
This is a messenger RNA of Drosophila elegans, 1442 nucleotides long. RefSeq names its product lipoyltransferase 1, mitochondrial (gene Lipt1). Gene Ontology annotation, cellular component: cytoplasm; mitochondrion. The coding region runs from base 7 to 1212 and encodes 401 amino acids. The transcript is spliced from 3 exons. NCBI's taxonomy places the organism in Eukaryota, Metazoa, Arthropoda, Insecta, Diptera, Drosophilidae. Gene Ontology annotation, biological process: protein lipoylation. Gene Ontology annotation, molecular function: lipoyltransferase activity. The record is from RefSeq and is a predicted model, not a curated record.